AUGGCCCGUUUCUACCCACUCUACGUCCGCCGGAGUGAUGGGAAGAUCGAGAUCAUUGUCAAAGGCAAACGAAAAGAGCUAAACCAACCCACCGAUGACCAGCUCGACCAGCGAGCCGACAAGGAGGGGAUCAGUGACUUCUACCGGGAAGUGGCCCUUGAGGAGCCGAAGCAUAUGGACUGGAGGAGGAAGCUUGGUGGCAUGCUGGCGAGAGAACUGAAUUGGAAGGAUAAGACUGGAGGUGACAACGGCUACAUACUCGUAUCGUUCCCUGAAAACUACCGCCUUUAUGAGCACGUCAAGAAGACUGAGAAGGAUGGCAAAGCCGAGGUCAAGAGCAAGACACAUGCUGCCGGUGGGAACGACAGACAAGAUGCAUAUCUAUACGGACAUCCUGAUGGGCGGAAGAAGAGGUUUAGGAGUCCUAAUGACUUCUUUCCGCACCUGCUUUGGCUCUGCACAGAUGAGAGUGGUGAUCCGGACAACUGCACUUGCAAGAUCUGUACACCAGAGGAUGUGGAGACCGUGUUACCAGGGGUCAAGCUGAAGAUGCCAGAGAGGCCAGUCGGGCAAGUACAGCUGCCAGCUUCUAUGGCACGGCAGCUCAGUGCACAAGGCAUGAAGCAAGAACCAGUACCCCGGCCUGUAUCUGCUGCGCCCAAGCCGAAUGUACCCGCACCUCUGCCGCUGGCGAAGACGGAAGACCACAGACUGGAUCGAAGAUACAAUGUCUUCAUGUACCGGCCUGGGGAGCUGGUUUGGUUCAAACGAGGGCAAGCAUGGGGGUUGGGAGCAAUACUGCGGCGGUGGCUUCUCCAGUCAGGAUCAAACAACUCCUCACAUCAAUAUCUGGUGCAACCACUAUCAUAUCCAGGACACAAUCCACGACCGGUCAUCAAAUCAUCAGACGCAGAGAUGCGGCCGUGGCUGGCAUGGAGUGUACCUCGAUUCACAAACGAAGGCCUGAACAACCUGGCGAAUCCUCCUCGCUACGACAGCGCCGACUGGCGAGGCAUGAUGGAGAAGAGAUACGGCAGCGGCGACAUGGAAGUCGACGGCUCGAUCUUAGCAGCCAAAACCGUCGACUCAACCUACACCCUCUUCAACCACAACCGAACCAUCCAACCCGAAGCCCUCGUCCAAGAAAACCACUUCGACGGCAUCUUCCUCGGCGCCGAGAAGAUCUGGACCGGCGACCCCAUCCGCCUGCACCGCACCGACCGCUCCACCGACAUCAUGGUCGUGCACACCAUAAUCGACAUCAAAACCGUCUCCGCCAUGAACAAGAACCAAAUCCUCGACCAAACUGUCAAACUCCAAGGCGACAUGUACACCCUCACCACCGUCCCACACCCCAACCCCGCGAUCCCCUCCCCGGCCGCCCCAAACAACAACCCACACCUCCCCACCCGCCUCACCGACGACCUCGCCUACCGCAACGCCCGCUCCAUCCCCGCCAAACGCACCGCCUCCUACUGGAACCUCACGCACCCCAACCUCCGCAUCGACCUCAACGAAAUCAAAGGCCGCUGGUACGAAGCCUCCCUCGUCCUCCCCAUCCUCCAACCCCAGCUCUUCGAGGACGCCGCCCGCCGCGGCGAAAUCCAGGAAUCCUCCCUCUGGAUGAACGCCCGGGGGGAUUGCAUCAACAGCAACCGCGCGCCGAAUUUGCCGCGCUUGCAGAGGGUGAAUGUGAGGAAGGAGAGUAGGAAGGAGGCUUUUGGUAGGAGUGUUCCUCCGAAUGUGGUGAUUUUAGAGGGUGUGAGGCCGCCGGUGCCGGAGAAUGUGGAUCCUGCUGGAGCUGGGGCUGGGGCUGGGGCUGGGAAUGUUAAUGUGAAUACUUCGACGGCGAUGGAUAUCGAUCCGAGGUUCGAUACGGCGGAUGAUGGAGGAGGCGGUGGACAAGGACAGGGACAAGACGAUCGAGGUUUGGAGGAAUUCAUGAACUUGGACGAUGAGAUGUUCGGAGGCGGAGGUGGGACGCAGAGUCCGUUCUUUAAGCUUUGA
Zasmidium cellare ATCC 36951 is the source of this 2007-nucleotide messenger RNA. RefSeq lists its product as uncharacterized. NCBI's taxonomy places the organism in Eukaryota, Fungi, Ascomycota, Dothideomycetes, Mycosphaerellales, Mycosphaerellaceae. Gene Ontology annotation, biological process: silent mating-type cassette heterochromatin formation. The record is from RefSeq and is a predicted model, not a curated record. The transcript is spliced from 3 exons. Bases 1 to 2007 code for a protein of 668 amino acids. Gene Ontology annotation, cellular component: rDNA heterochromatin; SHREC complex.